CCUACAACUACCUCUUCAUGUACAACUCUCAUCUUCGAUUCAACCACAACUUCUGAGAGGGUUGCCAUUGUGCGUAGUGAUACUGUUCGUAGGCCUGCGCGAAGCAGUGCAUAGCCGGCAGAAUGUCUAAGAUCGACAAAAUGAGUAUCCUGGGCAUCCGCUCAUUCAGCGACAAGAAGUCCCAGUCGAUACACUUCACUGGGCCUCUUACUCUGAUCGUAGGGUGGAACGGUUCUGGAAAGACAACUAUCAUUGAAUGCCUCAAAUAUGCUACGACUGGCGAGCUGCCUCCCAACAGCAAAACCGGCGGAGCAUUCAUUCACGACCCGAAGCUUGCCGGCGAGAAGGAGGUCAUGGCAGAAGUCAAGAUGUCAUUUCGAUCCACGUCAGGAGCUCGUAUGGUGAAGACCACACGAAGCCAAAAGGCGCUAGAAGGCUCCCUUAUGAUCCACAAGGACGGCGAAAAGACAUCUGUCUCAACACGAUACCUUGGUGUUUCUAAAGCUGUUCUAGAGAAUGUCAUCUUCUGUCACCAAGACGAGAGCUUAUGGCCUAUGAGCGAACCUUCGAAAUACACCAAAGCGAUUGAAAACAUCAAGAUCAUCGAGCAACACGCCAAAGAAGACAAGGACAAGGGCGAUCGCUCAGAGAAGCGACAGGCUGAUCUGUACGACCAGAUCACCGAAUUACAUGACAAAGCAGAGACUGUAGAGCGACAGGCUGAAGAAGCCGAGAUCCAAACCAAAGACUCAUUCGCGCAUGCCGCCAAGUUCGAGCAAGUAGUAGCACAGCUCAACGGCAAACGGAUAACCCUGGAAGCCAAUUUACAGAGCGUUAAAUCGCUGGAACAUAAUCUGAAGCAAAUGGCAGAAAGCGAAGAAGAACUUGAAUCAAUGCUUGAGAAGUACGAAGAGCGCGUGGGAGUAUAUGAGAAGCAACAGGAGACUCUGCGUGCGCAAUAUGCUAAAGUCAAGCAUGACCAGGAAGAUAUUCGCAGAUCAUUGGGCCUGAAACAAUCAGAAAUCGGAAAAUAUGAGGCGCAGAAGGAAGAACAUGAGCGGCAGAUUGAGAAGAGGGAAACGCUCGUUCAACAAGGGUCAAAACGUCAUGGCAUUCGCGGAUACGAUUAUGAAGUAACGGGAAAGCAGGCCCAGGAGUUCAUUGAGAUCCUGGAUAAACUAUCAAGAGAUCAGAGUCGAGCACUUGAACGAGCUCGAACGGAGGCUCAGGAGGAAUUGCGAAAUGCCCAAAAGGCAGUCAACCAACUCAAUGAACGCAAAUCGGCCCUCGUUCAGAGUAAAGAAAUUUCGCGUGCCCAAACCACGUCCAACGAUGCCAAAAUCUCGGGCUUUCAGCGGUCGCUAGAUCAGAUAAAGAUCGAUGAAGGUGGCGAGGCUACCCUGAACGAGAGAAAACAAGAGACCGAGAAGCGACUGAAAACCGCAAUUGACGAGGCAGAGUCUAGCAGGUUCGAUGCUCGUAUUCAAGAAGCUGACGACAUCGUGCGGAAUCUCGACAUCACAAAAGAACGUCUAGAUGCCGAGCUCGUCGAUGCUACUCGACUGGCACGAGAUUCGGCGCAAAUUGACUACGCGCAAGAUGAGUUGAAAGGAGCAAAACACGGUCUAGCGACCAUGACGAAAGUACAUGGAGCAAAAUUGUCGGAGCUUAUCGAUUCCAACUGGGAUGAAGCCACUUUGCAAACGUCCUUCGACCAGGUGGUUGAUGGAAAGGGCGAGAAGGUCAGGGAAGCCGAACAGCGACGCGAUGUAGCCCAGACCAAGCUUGACAAGAUUAACUUCAGAAUGUCAUCGUUAGAAUCCGACCAGAAGAAGAAACGUUCAGAUCUUCAAAAAUACGAGAAAAGCGUUCGCGAUGCCAUUGGCCAGGACGAAAUUUCUGAGUUCGACGAAUAUCUGGAGAACCUUGAAAGAGAUUACGAAAUGUCAACCACAGAUCAGGCCAAAUUCCAGGCACAGGUUGAUUAUAUGCGGUCUUGCCUGAAGACAGCUCAGGAUGACGAUGUCUGUCGCCUUUGCAGAAGGUCAUUACAAGACAACAAAGCCCAACAUUUCUCGAGAGCAGGCUUCAUUGCGAGUAUCGAGGGCAUCAUUGACAAAGCCCAGAAGAACGCGCAGACCAUAGAUAAUGUUGACGAAUUGUUCGCUCAACUGGAAACGGUACGCAGUGCAAAACCGAGCUACGAUCUGGCCGUCCGCUUGCGAGACCUCGAGCUUCCAGCUAUUCAAUCGGAAUUAGGAGAGCACGACGGAAUUAUCCACGAAUUGCAGUCGGAGAAGCAGAACAUUGAAUCCUUGUCUAAAGAUGAGCAGGAGCUCGUUAAAAAGAUCCAGACUCUCACGGAAAAGCAAAAGGCAGCUGGCUUGUCACGGGGCAUCGAUGCGAUUCAAGCAGAAUUGAAGAAAAUCAGUGAAGAAGCCAGGGCAGCAAAAACAACAUUGAGCCAACACACGACGGAGCGGGAAAAGUCGCGGAACCUCAUUCACAACCUCGAGGUCAAGAUCAGGGAUGUCAACGCAGAGUUGAGCAGCGCCCAAACUAAACUCAAGGAAAAGCGUGCUCUUGCAGAUCGCAUAGAGGAAUUAAGAACGCACAACAACGAUCAAUGGGAGAUAAUUCGUAAGAAUGACCAGGAAAUCCAAAGUCUGACUCCUCAAAUAGAGCAGGCGGAGAUUGCAUAUGAGAGCGUCGAGCGCCGUACUUCAGAGCGGAACAACCGCUUGCAGGAGGAAGCCUCACGGUUAUCGGACACUGUGCGUUUGUUGCGCGAAACUGACCAGAUCAUCAAUGCAUAUAUCGACCGGAAGGGGCCGCAACAACUUGCCAGAACGCAAGCGGAGAUCCAGAGUCUCAAUGAUGAUCUUGAGCGGAUGGAUGAGGAAAUUCUUAGCGUUACUCGGCAAGUGAAAAAGAUCGAAGACACCCUCCGCGAUACUGAUAAUACCAAACGCUCUAUCAGCGACAAUCUUCAUUAUCGCAAGGCAAAAGCAUCUCUGCAAGGACUCCGCAGUGAGAUUCGAGAAUUAGAAUCUCAGAACGCUGAGAACGAUAAGGAGCGAUAUGAGCGGGACGGAGAGCGAUGGCGAAACGAAUGGAACCGUCUGAGCACCGAGAAAGCAGCCAUAUACGCAACGCUCAAGACUAAAGACGAUCAAUUAGCCGAGCUAAUUGAGGAGUGGAAGACUGAAUACCAAGAUGCUGCUCUCAAGUAUCGCGAAGCUCAUAUCAAGGUUGAGACGACAAGGGCGGCAGUGGAGGAUCUUGGACGGUAUGGCGGCGCUUUGGACAAAGCGAUCAUGAAAUAUCACACGCUGAAAAUGGAGGAGAUCAACCGCAUUGCGGAGGAGCUAUGGAAGAAUGCAUACCAAGGAACCGAUGUCGAUACAAUCAGAAUUCGAUCCGACAACGAAACUGCAAAAGGCAAUCGUUCCUAUAACUACCGCGUCGUCAUGGUCAAACAGGAGACUGAAAUGGAUAUGCGAGGCCGUUGCAGUGCGGGACAGAAGGUUCUUGCAAGUAUCGUCAUUAGACUUGCUUUGGCCGAAUGUUUCGGCACCAAUUGUGGUCUCAUCGCCCUGGACGAACCAACCACAAACCUUGAUCAGCAAAACAUCCAAGGCCUUGCUCGUUCUUUAUCUGAGAUCAUCAAGGUUCGCCGAAGACAAGCCAACUUCCAAUUGAUCGUUAUUACCCACGACGAACAGUUCCUGAGGGAGAUGAAUUGUGGAGAUUUUGCGGAUAUCUAUUGGCGGGUGGAUCGAAAUGAGAACCAGACCUCCAAGAUUGAGCAACAAAGCAUUUCAGAGGUUGUAUAA
Aaosphaeria arxii CBS 175.79 is the source of this 3836-nucleotide messenger RNA. RefSeq names its product DNA repair protein rad50. NCBI's taxonomy places the organism in Eukaryota, Fungi, Ascomycota, Dothideomycetes, Pleosporales. The record is from RefSeq and is a predicted model, not a curated record. Gene Ontology annotation, cellular component: Mre11 complex; condensed nuclear chromosome. The coding region runs from base 123 to 3836 and encodes 1237 amino acids. Gene Ontology annotation, biological process: telomere maintenance via telomerase; chromosome organization involved in meiotic cell cycle; telomere maintenance via recombination. The transcript has 9 exons. Gene Ontology annotation, molecular function: ATP hydrolysis activity; single-stranded telomeric DNA binding; double-stranded telomeric DNA binding.